GGAUAGUUGAUUGCAAACAACGUGGGAAUUUCACCAUCAUGAACAGCACAUUGUUCCUCCGACCCGGUAGACUUCCAACAAAUGCCAACCGUAUUCGUUACCGUGCAUGGUCCUUCCGGCGCACACUAAUUGCGGCGCCAGGCCCUCGCUCGGGGCCCCUCCUAAGUCGAAGGGCCGACCGCGAACUUCCGUCAAUUGAUUCCCAUCGGCGGUGGAUUCGAACUCUUCCUUUAUUUGCUGCAGCCAUUGGUGUCUCCAUGUUGGCGAUAUUCAACUACCAAAAGUCAUCUUCGAGUGUCGUGAACAGCACCAUGUAUGCCCUUAGAACAUCUCCCAAAGCGAGAGAGUUUCUGGGGGAUGAGAUCUACUUUGCGCAAAAGAUACCAUGGAUUGGCGGAGAAAUCAAUCAACUUCAUGGACGGAUAGAUAUUUCGUUCUGGGUCAAAGGAACACGUGCGAAGGGGAAGAUGCGGUUUAAGAGUACUAGAGAAAAUCGCAUGGGUUUUUUCCGUACUGAAGACUGGAGCCUGGAGAUGGAGGAUGGGACAAUGGUUCGGUUGUUAAAUGCAAGCGAUGGCGAUCCAUUCCAGCAUUCAAUUGGGACGGAGGCCGACCAACAGGCUACGUCUUCGAUAUAGAACAGUCAUUCACAUCCUGAAUUAUCAAGGCUUUCUCUCCUAUCAUCGAGGAUUGGCCCGGCGUUUACAUUUUUGUUUAUGUUUGCUGGAGUUUUGGCGAAGUGAUGUUGGAUUAGGGGGGAUAGGAUACAUUGGUGUUCUAGACUGAUUGAUUCCACACUCAAAAUGUAACUGAAUAGUUGCUAAUGUACAAUACAAGAAGGAAAUAUGGGUCCGU
Molecule: messenger RNA, 855 nt
Organism: Coccidioides immitis RS
Lineage: Eukaryota; Fungi; Ascomycota; Eurotiomycetes; Onygenales; Onygenaceae
Product: cytochrome oxidase assembly
Exons: 2
Coding region: 39-638 (199 amino acids)
Biological process (GO): mitochondrial respiratory chain complex IV assembly
Cellular component (GO): mitochondrial inner membrane
Source: RefSeq, a predicted model, not a curated record